Messenger RNA from Acipenser ruthenus (sterlet), 8087 nucleotides. Its product is annotated as disks large homolog 5-like. Gene Ontology annotation, molecular function: protein binding. The record is from RefSeq and is a predicted model, not a curated record. The transcript has 34 exons. The coding region runs from base 477 to 6602 and encodes 2041 amino acids. Gene Ontology annotation, biological process: regulation of apoptotic process. Lineage: Eukaryota; Metazoa; Chordata; Actinopteri; Acipenseriformes; Acipenseridae.
GUUGGAGGCUCCGCCUUAUUUUACCUUACAUGGCUUUUGUAGGGAGGAGUGAUUGACAGCGGCCAGCAGCUGCUCAGACAUGGCGGAGCUUGCAGUUUUGUGGGAGAGCUCUUAGAGUUACAUUACUUUCACAUAGUUCUGUCAGCAAAAUCAAAACAAAAAAAGAAUAGAAAAAAGAAGGAAAAGGCGGAUCGAUCUGCUUUUCAAGAAAAAAGCUUUGAAAAGGGCAGAAAUGUAGGACUUUCGUGAAAAAAAUGCACUGCUGUUUCUUAGUGCAGUCAACAGCCUUAGGCAACAAAAAAAUAUGGCUACUUGUGUCUUUCAAUUUGUGAUGAAAAGCUCCUCAACUCAGCCAUUCGUUGCAAUGGCUGCUGUGCUGAUUUCCUAAAAGUGACCACCCAGAAGUUGUACAUUCUUAUUUUGGCGGAUUUGAAGAAAUUAGCCGUGGAAAAAGGUACAGAAAGAAUCGAACUGAAAUGGAACCUAAGCACAAAGAGUUGUUAGAUCAGUACCACCAGAACUUGUUGGAGUCCAUUACAGAUGCAAACGAGGUGAUAGAGUUGCUUGGCAAAGCUGGUACCCUGAGCCAGCUGGAGAGGUACGAAUUGGACAAUAACUGUUCGUCCAGCUCUGAGAAGACCGACCUUCUUCUGAAGAUGCUCAUGAAUAAGGAGAGGGACCAUUUCCCAGAUCUGUGUGUGGCCCUGGAAAAGACCCACCCUCACCUGUAUUCUGCACUCUUUGUGAACGGCGUGGGACCUGUGGAGAAUUCUUCAGGAUCGACCUACAGUGUACUGUCUACAAUGCCUUCCGACUCGGAAAGUAGUGGCUCUCUCAGCAGCAUUGGUACGACUGGCAAGCCCUCCUCCCCUCCUCCUGUGCUGAUAGAUAACAGGCAGAUGAGUGAGAAGUUGGAGACCAUCCUGUUCCAGUUGAGACAGGUCACUCGGGAAAGGGACGAACUGCGCAAAAGACUUGCACUUUCUUCCCCUGGCACCACCUUUGAUGACUGUAGGCCCAAUGCCAAACCAAGUCAUGACUAUGAACGUCUCAAGAUACAGUGUAUGAAGGCCAUGGCAGACCUGCAGUCUCUGCAGAACCAGCACACCAAGACACUAAAGAGAUGUGAGGAGGCAGUCAAAGAGGCAGAUUUCUACCACAUGUUGCACAGCCGCCUUUUAAGUGACCAGUCCCAACUGAAGGAGGAGAUGGAUUCCAUGAAGAAAGAGAGUUCCCAGUUAGUACGGGAACACAACCACCUCAAACAGAGCUGUGAGGAGCUCAAGAGACUGCACGAUGUGGACCAGAAGGAGGUCACUGACCUGAGGAUACAGCAACAACAGAUGUUGAGGGAGAAUGGGUCAUCGGAGAUCCUUAACAAGCUGUACGACACUGCCAUGGACAAGCUGGAGGGUGUAAAGAAAGACUACGAUGCACUAAGAAAACGGUACAACGACAAGAUCGCCAACCACAACACAGAUCUAAGUCGGCUGGAGCAGGCUGAGGAGGACAAUCGACAGCUUCAGAAACAGCUUGACAUUAUAAUGAAACAGAGAGACACGGCUAUGCACUACCAACAGCAGUAUUCUUCUUCCCUAAGGAGGUACCAGAACUGUAAAAUAAACACUGAAUUAUUUGACUCGAUUCAGCAAGAGUUAACCAAGACCACAGCACAGAAUAAGGAAUUGCAAAGGGAAAUGGAGCGGUUACAGUCCGAGGCGACGCGGUACAAAACUCUUCAGCUGAAAGCAGUGAAGGAUUCUGAGAAAUACAAAGAAGAGCGGGACUCUGUGUUUAAUGAAUACCGCCUCAUUAUGAGUGAGAGAGACCAGGUCAUCAAAGAGGUGGACAAGCUACAAACUGAGCUAGAGGCAGCCGAAGCAAAACUUAAGAACACCUCCUGUGAAAGAAAAGUAGCCAGCGAGGAAAUGGAAGCACUUCGACAGGAGCUGAAUUCGGCAUUAGUGGAGCGAGAUUGUGCAAUUUGUGAGAGGAACGAGUUACUAGAAAAAUACUGCCAUGAAGUAAAAGACAAGACAGAGGCCCAAAAGGAUCUUGACCAGGCCUGUAAAGACAUUGAAACUGUGAAAGAAGAGCGAGACGUGGCCAGGAAAGAGAGGACAGAAGCCAUCACCCAGAGGGACCAGCUGCUGAGGGAGUAUUACCAAGCCAGACAAAAGCAAGAUUCUGCCACAAUGGAUAUGGAAAGAGCGAAUAAAGAAAUUGAAAUGCUCAGGAAGCAGUAUGAGGCCAUGGCCCAGGAAAUGAAGGAGGCUGUGCAGGAGGCAGAAGUGGCCAAGUGCCGGAGAGACUGGGCCUUCCAAGAACGGGACAAGAUUGUGGCAGAAAGAGAAAGCAUAAGAUCCCUGUGUGAUAACCUGAGAAGGGAAAGAGACAGAGCGGUGAGUGACUUGGCAGAAGCUCUUCGUAAUCUCGAUGAUAUGAGGAAACAGAAAAACGAUUCUGUGCGGGAGCUCAAAGAAUUAAAAGAGAAGAUGGAGAACCAGUUAGAAAAAGAGGCUUGUUUUCGACAGUUGAUGGCUCACAACUCGCACGAUUCAGCUAUCGAUACAGAUUCAUUGGAGUGGGAGACUGAAGUGGUAGAAUUUGAAAAAGAUAGGGAAGAUAUGGAUUUGAAAGCACUUGGGUUUGAUGUGGCUGAGGGGAUGAAUGAGCCCUAUGUGCCGGGGGACUCUGGAAUAUUUGUCACCAAGGUAGAUAAAGGAAGUAUUGCAGAUGGAAGACUAAGAGUGAACGACUGGCUGUUGAAGAUAAAUGACGUGGACCUUGCUAACAAAGACAGGAAACAGGUUAUCAAAGCAGUGCUUAAUGGAGGAGGAAUAAUCAAUAUGGUUGUCCGCAGAAGAAAGUCUUUAGGUGGAAGAAUUGUAACACCUGUACACAUUAACCUUGUGGGACGCAAAGAUAGUGGAGUCAGCCUGGAGAGUGGCGUUUUUGUGGCUGCUAUUGUACCUGGCAGUCCAGCUGCUAGGGAGGGAUCUCUUUCUGUGGGGGACAGACUCAUUGCUAUUAAUGGAAUUGCACUAGAUAACAAAACACUGACUGAAUGUGAAGCUUUGCUGCAGAACUGCAGGGAUUCUCUAAGUCUCUCGCUGAUGAAGUUUUUCCCACAGAGUUCUUCUGGGCAGAACAUAUUUGAAAACCUGAGAGACUUCGAGAAAACAUCUAACUGUAGGGUUCACUCCUCUGAGGUACACGUGAGGAAUAGCAGAAACUUGAAACACAACAGCUCGACCCAGACAGACAUUUUCAACCCAGACACUGUGGAUGGGAAAGAAGAUCGGAGUGAUUCUGAAGAAACUUCAUUUUGCGAUCACAAGCCGUUUUCCACUGGCUCUCUGCAUACAAACUCUCAUAGGUCUAUACAGUACGCCUGCCACGGGAAUGCAGAGCACAGUCCGGGCUCCUUCAGUGCAAAUAUGUUCUCGGACCAUGGCUAUGGGAUUGUGGAAGCUGAAAAAAGACGAUUCACCUUUGACCCCACAGUUGCUGACUGCAUCAUGAUUGAAACUACCCUUGAAAAAGGCCCUAAGCACAGCGGUGGCACAUGGCCAAAAAUGAUGGUUGAUGUUUCAUCAGAAACUGCACAGCUAUCUAUAUUUAAGAUACCAAAACAGAGGAAAUCAAUUUUUGAUACAGAUACAUUUAAAAGGCCAGAGACCCCCUCAAAAAUCGACUAUUUAUCUCCUGGGCAGUUACCAGCACAUUCACCCCAGGCUUCAAAGGUAUCGAUAACACCAACUCCUCCAACACCACCGACAAGGAGUGAUUCCUUCAAGUUUAAACACAAACCGCAGACCAGCUCUGCCUCUGACUCCACAAUAACUACGGGGUCACCUCCGACAAGCCCGGCCCAGUCCCCUGUCACAAUGGGAACUAAACAAGAGCUUGCCCAUGAGGGCCGUGACAGGAAUGGCAACCAUUACAUCCUCGAGGGAAGUAUGGACUGCAAUAUUAUCUCUUCAAGGAAAUCCUGUGAUGAGGAUGUUGGUCAUCAGAGAGUUGAGGAGCCAGAGGUCAAGAGACCCAGACCAAAAUCAGCCCCAGCUUUGAGGCAUAAGCUGACUCCUUUGCCAGUGCUUGUACCGGCACUUCAAGUGCAGAAUUAUGCCAAAGAAGAACAGCCUCCAGAACCCUACGAGUGGGUGCGCUACUCUCCAAAACGCUCUCACAGGCACAGCAUGGGCUUUGUUCCGACAGUGUACAGUGGGGCAGUGUCAGCAAACACUGCAUCCCGAAGUUUGGCACCUUGCCCAGCAGUAACUGCUGUCAUGAGAAAUCCAAUUUACACUGCCUGGAGUCACCGAGUUCACAGUAAUAACUGCCCUGUAGCCAGCCAAAUCUGCCAUCAGCAUUCUCACCCCAGUCCACAACAUCAAGGUCGACUAAGCUUGGACCUUAGUCAGAAACGCUCCAGUGAUUUUUCUGAAGCAUCGAGAAGCAGAUCACAUGGAACAAAUUCCCUGCCUUCCAGUGCUCGACUAGGUUCAUCUAACACUUUGCAAUAUAGAACAGAGCGGAUUAAAAUCCCGUCAACACCUCGAUACCCAAGGUCAAUGCUUGGAUCUGACAGAGGGUCUCUCUCACAUUCAGAAUGCAGCAGCCCCAGUCUGAUAACUCCUCCACAGUCCCCACUGAACCUGGAAACCUCAUCAUUUGCCAGCAGCCAAUCACAAAGCUCGAUUUCUACUUUACCAAAUAUAUCUAUUAGUCCUGUGCCAAUGGGAGAGCACAGGAAGGAUAGAUCUCUGUUCCGUAAUAGAUCCUUUCUGAGAAUCCCUGUGGCUCCUAGGCCUAGGUUCUCAUCACUAAGGAGUUUGAGACCUUACUUGGAAGAACCACGUAAUGUGAUUGUACACAAAGGGGCAGAACCUUUGGGAAUUUCCAUUGUGGGAGGGGAGAAUGGUGGCAUCUUUGUAUCCAAGGUAACCAGUGGAAGCAUUGCUCACCAGGCUGGCCUUGAAUAUGGGGACCAGUUGCUGGAGUAUAAUGGCAUUAACCUGAGGAGUGCCACAGAGCAGCAAGCCCGGUUGAUCAUUGGGCAGCAGUGUGAUACCAUCACUAUCUUGGCUCAGUACAACCCACACAUGUAUCAGCUGGGCAACCACUCACGAUCAAGUUCUCGCCUGGAGCCAAUCAGCAAUCAUUCUACUCCCCAUGGCAGUGGAGCAGCAACCCCAGACAAUCAUUCCAUUAUUGAUACAGUGAGUGAGCAGGAUGAAGGGACAAUGACCCCUCCUUCUAAACAAACCACCCCAACUACCAGCCCUCGCAACUCCAUCAGAAUGUCCAUGGAUGCAACAAAAAAGUUUCCGGAACCACGAACUGUCGUCAUUAGAAAAACCCAAGUGGAGCUUGGAAUCCAGAUCUGUGGUGGAAACUUGUACGGCAUUUUUGUGGAAAAGCUGGAAGAUGAUAGUCCGGCAAAAUGUCCUGGUGGGCUCAUGCCAGGAGACAUGCUGCUGGAGUAUGGUUCAGUCUACAUGAAAAAUAAAACGGCUGAAGAGGCUUACCUUGAAAUGAUGAAACCAGCGGAAUCAAUCACAAUGAAAGUUAAGUACAGGAUUGAUGAGUUCAUGAGGAUCAAAGAUACCCCUGGAGAUGGAUUCUUCAUCAGAGCACUUUAUGAUAGAGUGGCGGAGGUGGAACAAGAUUUAGGUUUCAAGAAGGAUGACAUUCUAUAUGUUGAUGACACUCUUCCCAAGGGGAAUUUUGGCUUUUGGAUGGCCUGGCAGCUGGACGAAAAUGCACAAAAACUUGAAAGAGGGCAAGUUCCCAGUAAAUACAUGAUGGACCAGGAGCUCUACAGGAGACAUAGCAUGUCAGAAAUGAAAGAUGAAAAUGGCUCCAGUAAGACAUUAUCAGCAGCUGCUCGAAGAUCAUUUUUUCGAAGAAAACAAAAACACAAGCGCAGUGGUUCCAAAGAUGGAAAGGAUUUAUUAGCUCUUGAUGCCAUAAGCACAGAUUCAAUUCCAUUCUUGGAGGAUUGUGUGAGUCUGGCCUAUCAGAGGGUACAGAAAGUUGAGUGUACAUCCCUAAGACCUGUGCUUAUUCUGGGACCUUUGUUGGAUGCUGUAAAGGACAUGUUGGUUAAAGAUUCCCCAGGAAAAUUUUGUCGAUGCCCACUUGAAGUUAUGAAAGCUUCUCAACAAGCAAUAGAACGGGGUGUUAAAGAUUGCCUGUUCAUUGACUACAAGAGGAGGAGUGGCCAUUUUGAUGUGACAACUGUAGCUUCUAUUAAGGAAAUAACUGAGAAGGAUUGUCACUGUUUGCUUGACAUUGCACCUCACACCAUUGAACGGCUUCACAGCGUUCACAUUUACCCAAUCGUCAUUUUCAUUCGGUACAAAAAUGCAAAGCAAAUAAAGGAACAAAAGGAUCCAAUAUUUCUGAGGGAUAAAGUCUCUCAAAAACAUUCCAAGGAACAGUUUGAGGUUGCACUGAAGACAGAACAAGAGUACAGCAAAUUCUUUACAGGUAUCGUCCAGGGAGGCAGCUUGUCCUACAUUUGCACUCAGAUCAAGACUAUCGUCGAUCAAGAACAAAACAAAGUCCUGUGGAUUCCAAUUGGGUCUUUCUAGAACUUUGAAGUCAUUGAAGUGUGCAAUGUUGCAAAGGAGAAUGACAUCUACAUUAUUAUACAAAAUUGAUGAACAAAUAAAAAAAAACACUAAAUGAAGGGGUACGAUACACUGAAAGAUGUAUGUCAAUUACAAACCAUUCACUUCUGUAUGCAUCCUAAUAAAAAUGAACUGACAGUGAAACUUCACCUUGGGAAUAGGAUUGGUACAGCACUGAAUUAUUAUUAUUAUUAUUUUUUCAUUUCUAAGGACAUUUGAAAUUUGCGAUGCUGCAGGAAAAGGACACACGUUUACAUUUUUUUCUGAGUAUUCAGUUAUUUCAUGUUUACUUGAAUGUUUUGUAUUUUUUAUUUUUUUUAUUCCCUAACCCCUACCCUCAUCUUCUGACUAAGACAGCCCUCCUGAAGUUGAAAAAUGUUAUUUUAAGCAUGACAACAGGGUGGCUAGAUUCAUUUUGAGUACCUUUGAAAAUUGAGUGCACUCCUGUACAGGGCAGACCACUGUGCUUUAUAAACUUGUCUGUCAAAUGUUUUCCCUUAUGGAUCUAAUAUUGAAACUUCAUUAAUAUAUCAGAUCUUAAUGUAUAAUAAGUAAUACACUAAUAACUAGGUUAUUGGGCCCAGUAGUGUGUAUCUGUAGUAGUGAGCUCUUAGCUGGGCCUAGCAUGCUGUUUUGUCACUUAAAAAUGUAUCUAUUUAAAACUCAUCCCAGAGCAAUUUUGCAGGGUAAAUCUUGAGCUUUUUUUUUGUUUACUCUAUAUGGUGUCUUUUUUUUUAAUUUUUUUUUUUAAAUAAAUGCAAGCACGAUGCACGGUAAUUGUUGUGUGGCCACUGCUAAUAAAUGGUCAUUCAUUCAGUCUUCAAUGCAAUGCUUUUUAUAUAUAGGUGCCUAUAGAGAUCUACAGAUAUAUAUUGUGCCAAACUCCAGUAUGUCAUAUUUGUUUUGCACUUGUAAAUCUGUGUGCCUUUUACACAGAGUUGCAUUUAGUUCUACAGUCAUUUUUUUGUGUCAUAUAUUAGGUACUAUAGUUAUACUGUACAAGCAAGUGUAAAUUUAGCUGUGUCAUAGUGAUCACUCCUAACAUUUCAUUCAUUGCCUGGCAUGUAAUUGCCUUUUAUUCUUGCCUUAAUUGAAGAAAGUAGAUUGCUGCUUCUUUGCAUUCUUCAAUAAAAAAGGGAUGUUUUCUUGCACAGUUUUUUCAAAGGAAAAUUGACUGUUGGGUUAAGAAUUUUGUAGUUUUUAAAAGUAAAUUUAAUAUUUAAAACAAAUAAAUUGCUGGGUUGUUGGCCUAUGAUUUUUCAUGUGAGGGACAACAUCAUUUUUAUAGGUGUGGUUGGAUUUUGACUAAGAUGAAACCGUUGAAACAGACAGGUACUGUUCUAAUUGGGAUUUUCUUUAUUAAAAAAAGAGAAUUAUGAUUUGUAUCAAAUGUUAAGUAAUUGAUUAAUAUGAGAAUAAAAGUCAAUUUUUUUCUGUACCACAAAA